UCAACACAUUCCAUAUUCAUCCAUUAAUACACAAACAAACUCACUUGAUUUGAUGUCACCAUAAUCUUCAUGUACAAUUCAAUUUCAUAUUGUACACUCUUUCACUACCUAAAACACUUCAAUGAUUUCUGUUCCAUAUUAUUCACUAAACAACUUCCUUACAUCAAAAUCCACCAACCUAGGGUUUCCAAACUUCCCGUCACCGUCGCCGCUCAAUUUCCGCCGGAAUCUGACGUCAUCCUCGACGGAAUUAGCUCCGAUUAAAGCGAACGAAGCUUCGAGAAUGUCUUCCUUAAAAAUCAAUUCGGAUGAAUCUAGUGGUUUGAUUCAGCAUGAAGUGUCAGUGAAUGGAAGGAGAUCUGAGAAUAUUGUGUGGCAUAAGUGUUCAGUGGAGAAAAGUGAUAGGCAGGAGUUGCUGAAGCAGAAAGGUUGUGUGGUGUGGAUUACUGGACUCAGUGGUUCAGGUAAGAGCACACUUGCUUGUGCAUUAACACGCGGUUUGCAUUCUCGAGGGAAGCUAACGUACGUCCUUGAUGGUGAUAAUGUCAGGCAUGGUCUUAACAGUGAUCUUACGUUCCAACCAGAAGACCGUGUUGAGAAUAUAAGAAGAAUCGGAGAAGUUGCAAAGUUGUUCUCUGAUGCUGGAGUUAUCUGCAUUGCCAGUGUGAUAUCUCCCUACAGAAAAGAUCGCGAUGCUUAUCGAGCCAAACUUCCAGAGGGAGAUUUCAUUGAGGUUUUCAUGGAUAUGCCUUUAUGUGUUUGCGAGGCCAGGGAUCCAAAGGGUUUAUACAAGCUCGCGCGUGCUGGAAAGAUUAAAGGUUUUACUGGGGUCGAUGAUCCAUAUGAGCCGCCCCUAAACUCUGAGAUAGUAAUACAACAAGAAGGGGAUGUGUGUCCUCCACCUGAGGUUAUGGCUGAGAAAGUGAUAUCUUAUCUGGAUGCAAACGGGUAUUUCGAGGCAUGAUCUUUGAAGCACCCUCUCAUGUGUAUGUAUAUGCUGCCAACACGGACUCUUAAUAAACUGUUGUGUAUCGAGGAAAUUACUCGUUUCCUGGUUCCAAUCUUAGUUAACCAAUCGGUUAACUGCCGUUAGAUAUCAUACCUUCGCCCCGUUGGGAGGGGAGGUGAUUAAUUAUCAUUGAUUGUUGUGUAUGACUAGAUGGAAAAUAAGAAUUAUGUAGUAAAUUAUAUUUUUUGACUUUUUAUUGUGUUAUAAUAUAUUCUUGUAGAA
Messenger RNA from Helianthus annuus (common sunflower), 1231 nucleotides. Its product is annotated as adenylyl-sulfate kinase 3. Gene Ontology annotation, biological process: sulfate assimilation. Bases 122 to 964 code for a protein of 280 amino acids. The transcript is spliced from 7 exons. The record is from RefSeq and is a predicted model, not a curated record. Gene Ontology annotation, molecular function: ATP binding; adenylylsulfate kinase activity. Lineage: Eukaryota; Viridiplantae; Streptophyta; Magnoliopsida; Asterales; Asteraceae.